Messenger RNA from Salmo salar (Atlantic salmon), 1311 nucleotides. Lineage: Eukaryota; Metazoa; Chordata; Actinopteri; Salmoniformes; Salmonidae. The record is from RefSeq and is a predicted model, not a curated record.
CUUCAAAAACAACAAGUUAACCACCUCGGUAGCUUGCUAGCCAACAUAGCCGAAAGAUUCAAGCUCGUUAGAUGCUUUCGGUGUAUAUUAGCGGCUGUGUUUUAGACACACUUCUAUCGUAUCAACUUGUUAACCUAUUUAAUUUAAUAUUACGUUGUUUUUUGUUAGUCAGAUAUAGUAGCUGGCUGGUUAAGUUAGCACUAGCUUAGUUGCUAAUGAUAGCUAGCUAGCUAACAUCCACGAAAAUGAGGUCACUAAGCUUCUCCCCUUCUGCUAAAGAAGAGGAGGUCUGCUGGACGGAGAAAGAAGCUCUGGGGCUGAACAUUGUAGUGAAAGGGGAGAAGGAAGAGGAGGAUGUCACAGUAAAAAAAGAAGUUGGGGAUGAGGCUGUUCCAGUGAAAGAAGAGGAGGAAGACAUGUUCAGAGUGAAAGAGGAGGAAGAGGAUGUUACUGUGAAAGAAGAGGAGGAAGAAAAAGAGGAUACAGUUUUUGGAGUUCAGAAGGAAGGGGAAAUUUCUGUCACAUUGAAAGAUGAAGAGGUGGAGGUAGGAGAUCUGAUUUACACCAGAGAGAGACGUGACUAUCUUGGAUCCUCUGGGGAGCCUCAACAACAUGAUGAUGCUAACGAGGCAGAGAAGAGUCUCUCCAGAUCAUAUCACCUCAAGAAACCCACAGAGAAGAAAUCUCACCUCUGCUCUGACUGUGGGAAACAUUGCAAAUCUUCAUCAGAACUUAAAAUACACCAGCGAGUACACACAGGAGAGAAAUCUCACCACUGUUUUGAGUGUGGGAAGAGUUACUUAAGAUCAGAAUCACUAAAAGUACACAUGAGAAUUCACACUGGAGAGAAACCUUAUAGCUGUGAUCAAUGUGGGAAGAGUUUUACUCAGUCAAGCUGCCUGAAAACUCACCAGAGAAUACACACUGGAGAGAAACCUUAUAGCUGUGAUCAAUGUGGGAAGAGUUUUACUCACUCAAGCUGCCUGAUAGUACAUCUGAGAACACACACAGGAGAGAAACCGUACCACUGCUCUGGCUGCGGAAAGAGAUUUGUUAGUUCAACAGAUUUAAAAUCACACCAAAAAAUACACACAGUUGAGAAAUCUUAAAACUGUACUCAAUGUGGGAAGAGUUUUAAUCACUCAAGCUGGCUGAUAGUACAUCUGAGAGCACACAGGAGAGAAACCUUAUAGCUGUGAUCAAUGUGGGAAGAGUUUUGUUACAUCUAGCCAUCUGACUCUACACCAGAGAACACACACAGGGGAGAAAUCUUAUAGCUGUAAUCAAUGUGGGAAGAGUUUUACUCAGUCA